AUGGGGUUACUCAGAUUUGUCCAGGGAUGUGCGGGGGUGGAGAAGGAGAAGUCUUGCCGACUUUCUACCCGAAGCAGCCGCCCUCGCGCGGGGUUGAUUCCCUCGCGCGGGGUUGAUUAUCAAAAGAAGCAGGAGAAGCAGGAGAAGCCGGCGCGUACCAUGGAUAAUGAAUUCGAUUAA
This is a messenger RNA of Penicillium soppii, 180 nucleotides long. RefSeq lists its product as uncharacterized. The transcript has a single exon. NCBI's taxonomy places the organism in Eukaryota, Fungi, Ascomycota, Eurotiomycetes, Eurotiales, Aspergillaceae. The record is from RefSeq and is a predicted model, not a curated record. Bases 1 to 180 code for a protein of 59 amino acids.